Dreissena polymorpha is the source of this 3386-nucleotide messenger RNA. RefSeq names its product NEDD8-conjugating enzyme UBE2F-like. The record is from RefSeq and is a predicted model, not a curated record. NCBI's taxonomy places the organism in Eukaryota, Metazoa, Mollusca, Bivalvia, Myida, Dreissenidae. The coding region runs from base 130 to 669 and encodes 179 amino acids. The transcript is spliced from 7 exons.
ACCUCUAAUUGAAGCUUCCGGUAGAACAAUGUUUAUGAAUUCUGUGGUAAUAUGAAUACUUUCAUUGUUUUUCGAGUUUGAUUUCUGUCGACUUAAAGACAUAUCUAAGAAAAGUUCAUUACAGCUGCUAUGAUUACACUUUCGAAGAAGUUGAAAGCUGGGACAGUAGUGAAGAAAGACGAUGAGCCUAAACGGAUCUCAAUAAGAGAUAAGCUUCUUGUUAAAGAGGUGCAAGAAAUGGAGGAAAAUCUACCCAAAACAUGUAAAGCGAAUUUUAAUGAUCACAAUACGCUUCACUUGUUUACUUUAACCAUAGCACCAGAGGAAGGCUUCUGGAAUGGAGGAAAGUUUAAGUUUUCUAUAAACGUACCAGAGGAAUAUAACAUAGUUCCCCCGAAUGUGACCUGUGAUACGAGAAUCUGGCAUCCCAACAUCGGGGAAGGUGGAGAAGUGUGCCUCAGCCUUCUGAGACAGAACUCCAUAGACAGUCUGGGCUGGGCUCCAACAAGAAAAUUGAAAGACGUUGUUUGGGGAUUAAACUCACUGUUCUCUGAUUUAUUAAACUUUGAAGAUCCUCUAAACGUGGAGGCUGCAGAACACUAUGAGCGAGACAAGGAAUCCUUUAAGUCUAAAGUUAGAGACUACAUUCAGCUCUAUGCAAGCAGAUAGCAUCAUAUGGACAGACUCUGAACAGUGUAUAUACACGUCAUGUAAUUGUUAUAGCGAAUUUUGUGUAUUAACCAUCGUCAAUAUAAAAUGCUGGUAUUAUUUUUUUGCAUUCAACUGUUUGUUACACUUGCUCACUUAGGAAUAUCAAAGUUUGAAUCAGGUGUCGACUGGUUUAACCCUUUCCCACUCUGACGAAAUGUGAAAAUGGCUAUAUGCAACCAGCAUAAAACUGGAACAACCUCUUGAAUUAUCUCCCUGGCUGUUCAGGUUUAACUCUGUUAGCUGAUCAUCAGUAUCUUAGGAUUGGAAAUGAAGCCUUUAACAUUUGAAUCUAUGCAGAAACAUCUAUAAUUUAUUUAGAUUUUUAAAGGACAACAAAUGGGCCAAAUGUGAAUCUAAGUCUAACAUGGUUAAGCUAAUAGAGGACAAUAGCAGGAUGCUGUAAAAUAAAAAUUCUAAAUAUAAACAUUACUUAAAGAAGCUGUUUCAUAAUGGACACAGUCUUACUAGCGAUUGGGAAGUUCAUGGUGUCAAUUGCUACUCUUUUUUUGUCCACAAUCAUAAGUACUGGUUAAACUCUGAGUUGAGGUUUUUUGAUUUUUAAAGUUUUGAAAUGUUCAGAUCUUUUUGCUUCCAUCGUACUAGCAGAAUUAGUGUAAAUGCUUAUUUACAUAUAAGCCGCGUUCUGUGAAAAUGGGCUUUAAUGCAUGUGCGUAAAGUGACAUCCUAGAUUAGCCUGUGCAGUCCACACAUCAGGGACGACCAUUUCUGACUAAACUAGAUUUUUGCUAAAGAUAGACUUUCUUUAAACGAAAAAUAACGUAAAAGCAGAAAGUGUCGUCCCUGAUUAGCCUGGCUAAUCUGGGACGACACUUGACGCACAUGCAUUAAACCCUCUUUUCACAGAGCACGACCAAUAUCUUAAUUUUUAUAUAUAUUUUCAGAAUAAAAUUUAAGCAUUUAAUUUCCCUUUUUUCUUUGGCCAUUGAAAAAUGCCAUAGAGGCACCUGCAGCUUUGCUAAUGUUAAUUCAUAUAUUUUGUGGAUAUUGAAUUUGGGGUAUUAAAAAAAUCCUUCAUUUUCUUCUUUUUAUGCCCCCGAAUCGAAUGAUCGGGGGCAUAUCGUUUUUGGCCUGUCUGUCUGUCAUUCUGCCCCAAAACUUUAACCUUGGUUAAAGUUUUGCGAUAACUUUUGCAAUAUUGAAGACAGAAACUUGAUAUUUGGCAUGCAUGUGUAUCUCAUGGAGCUGCACAUUUUGAGAGGUGAAAGGUCAAGGUCAUCCUUCAAUGUCAAAGGUAAAAAAAACACAAUCCAAUGGAAGUAAUAAGCUUUUCAGGGAGAUAAUUAUCUGUACCUGCCAAAUGAUAAAAAAUAAAUCAAUCAAUCAAAGCGGCGCAGUAGGGGGCAUUGUGUUUCUGACAAACAUCAUUUGUUUUAUGUAUAUUUCGUGUUUGUUUUUAUAAUGUCUUAUAUAAGAAUUUAACAUUAGUUUUACAUUUGACUUUGUGGUUAAGAUUACCUACCAAUAUAAGUGUCUGGAAAAUAAUUGUGGUUUUUAAGAAGUAUUACUCAUAUAACAAAUUGCUGCAAGAUUAAUAUGGUACAAAGCCGGAACCUUUUUGUUUUUUAUAUUUGAUGUGAGUUUGUUGCAUGAAAAAAACAGAUUUUGUAAAUUGUUUAGUUAAUGAAGUCAAUAUAAAUAUUUCUUAAAAGAUGUUGUUAAAUAACUGUUUUAUUUGAUAAUGACUAUUUUUCAUGAGGUGUUUUUAACUUGGAGGUUAUGCUAUAAAACAUUUGAAAAAAUCCCCAUGUUUUACAAAAACAUGAAAGUAUUUUUUCAUUUUUGUUUCAAUAACAUUGAAUCGCAUCCCUUAUUAUUGUUAAAGAGUGUAAAUUUGACAGUCCACUUUAAUGUUAUGGCCAGGGCUGGCAUAAAAGGAAGUCCGGGGAGUUUUACUUGCAUAUUUAGUUUACACAAGAGUUGCCGCUAAAUGUUCUAAGUAGACUUACCUGAUUUUUUUCUUCAUAGUCCCAAAACGAAGGUCGAGUAAACUUGUAUUACUUGCCCAAAUUCCAAUUUACUGGCCAGUGAACUAACUGAGCCUCGCUCUGUGAAAAGGGGGCUUAAUGCAUGUGCGUAAAGUAUCGUCCCAGAUUAGCCUGUGCAGUCCACAGAGGCUAAUUAGGGAUGACACUUUUCGCUUUUAUGAUAUCUUUCUUUUAAAGAAAGUCUCUUCUUAGCUGAAAUCUAGUUUAGGCGGAAAAUGUCGCCCCUGAUUAGCCUGUGUCAACUGCACAGGCUUAUCAGGGACGACACUUUCCACACAUGCAUAAAAACCCUUUUUACAGAGCACGACUCUAUUAUAAUACCUGACCAUUAGGAGGGCAGGUAUUCUGAAAAUUAUUCCUGGUACUUGUGCAGUUUUACUGGCUUUGUUCAAGAGCUGGCUUCCUUUCACAGAGAAUGCUUUCUAGAUUUUUCAGUUUGCCCUGUUUUGAUUUGGUUCAACCAUCUUGUAUUUAAUGACAUUGAUGCGUUCAUUAUGAAACUAGAAAUAUUAUAAUUGUUAUUUUUCAUUUCGCUUGCCAAUGCAUUUUAUGUGUCAUUACGAUGCUUAAUCCUAUGUGUUGAGCUUACAUGGUAUUAUAUGUAAUGACGUACUAUUUGCUUUACACUAGGAUUGUUUUAUGGUUAUAUAAAAAUAAAUUUCAAAAUUG